Molecule: messenger RNA, 1772 nt
Organism: Exophiala oligosperma
Lineage: Eukaryota; Fungi; Ascomycota; Eurotiomycetes; Chaetothyriales; Herpotrichiellaceae
Exons: 1
Coding region: 213-1772 (519 amino acids)
Source: RefSeq, a predicted model, not a curated record
CUCCAGACUUCCUUACCUUGGUAAAAUUUGAGUCCCAGCUCGUCCUCGCACCACAUCAAAACUUCCAUGAACCAUGUCUCUCUGGCCCUCCGAGGCGUCGUAGCAUCUGUGGAAUUUCAACUGCUACCACAAAGUUGGUCACGUAUCGACAUCUUGGCUGUGAGGUCAAAGCAGUCGCGGCUGAGUCUUUGUCAAAGCAGACUCAGGCAACUAUGCCUAAUGGCAAGGCCCGAAAAGAUAGCUCGCGACCGCCAAUCCUCUUCAUCAAUUCACAGAGCGAGCUGCUAACCCCUCAGGCCCGACGGCUUGCGAGACGACAUGCGUCCUGGUGGGGACACAAGAAGUCCAGAGCAAAACAGGUCCCCAACGAAUCGACCCUGAAUGCUUCGUCGAACACGAGCUCCCCUGAUAACAGCCAGACCCCCUCGUCCUCAGGCAGUUCUAGUACAUCGCUACGCCAGAGAUCGCCCCCAGUUGUAGGUCUCUUCUCACCGCGACGUCCUACACCCCUUAACUGUUACUUGGGGUCUACCCCCGAUGCCUUCCGCAUCCUUCCUCAGAUAUCAAUCUCAAGUGAGGACCCUGGUUACCUUGCCUCCCUCAAACAUGACAUGCACACAUUCUUUGGAGAGGCCUUUGUCCGGAACACUAUCUUACGGAGUGGCGACUGCUGCGAGAGUAGAUAUGCCGGCUGCCUGCUCCUAUACUCUACCUACCGUCACGCUGUGACCGGCGAUGGCUCGCGUGCCAGCCUUCUAUCGUUGAAGGGCAUAGUGAUCCAGAAAGUCAAUACCGCCCUGGCGAAGCCAGGCCAGGCCACUACUCUCGACAACAUGAUCGCAGUCAUGAGUUUGGGAGUUCCCAUGGUAUGCCAGGUCACAGCCUCCAGCGAGGAUGAAAACUCGCAAUCGCAACUGUCCGUGGAAGUGAUGUCAGAUGCGUCGCAGCGGCCUCGUGCAAGGGUACUUGAAGAGAAGAUUGCUCUGGAAUAUGACAUGCAUUAUGGGGCCAUCAGUAAACUCAUGCGCAUGCAAGAGGAUCCCACCUGGCUCGUGACCACCGACGGACGAUACAUCUUCUUGACCAAGGUACUAUCAUACGCCCAUCGGAUGUUGGCGAAUUCGGAGGUCAUGUCUGAGACAUGGUCCAAGAUCAUCCAAAAGUUUGAACUGUAUUGCAGCAAAGCUCCAUCCCAGCCGGAAUGGCUUUCGCCAUUAUACUGUCCAAACGUGCUGCAGUGGCGCAAUAAUCUUGAUGCUGACUUGUCGCCGACAUUCAGGCGUCUUCUUCAGAGCUUUCAAACUUGGUACAGACUGUAUCGGAGCGGGGAGGACAUUGCUACCCAUACUGCUUCUUUGAGAGACCUCCUCAGAAAAGAGCGGUUGAACAUAGACGUGAGCGAUGAAUCCCAUACGGAGUCACUUGGCCGGCACAAGGAAGUUGAAUUGAGGUAUGAGGCAUGUUGUAUUACUAUCAGCCUGAUGCUCGAGGCAGAGGCCAAUGGUUGCUCUAUAUCCGAGGCCGCUCAUCUCGUACCCGAGUCCCAAUCAUUGAGCCACAUUCUUCGCCGGACCGAUUUGGCACAUCUAUGGGGUCGUUAUCCAGGCUUGUUGUAUUGGGUCACGCUCAUCUGCCACAUUGUGAUAAAACCAGACCCGGAACAACUAAUUUCAACGAUGGUGCUCGCGCAUAUCACUCAAACUUUGGCAGCUUCAGAUAUUCCACUUCCAGUGGCUAUUCAGCCAAUCAAGGAGUUAUUGGUGUAUCCUUGA